Pleuronectes platessa (European plaice) is the source of this 2149-nucleotide messenger RNA. It is a transcript of the gene b3gnt7, whose product is annotated as UDP-GlcNAc:betaGal beta-1,3-N-acetylglucosaminyltransferase 7. The record is from RefSeq and is a predicted model, not a curated record. The transcript is spliced from 2 exons. Gene Ontology annotation, cellular component: membrane. The coding region runs from base 297 to 1532 and encodes 411 amino acids. Gene Ontology annotation, molecular function: hexosyltransferase activity. Lineage: Eukaryota; Metazoa; Chordata; Actinopteri; Pleuronectiformes; Pleuronectidae.
AGGGAGUGACUUCAGUGCUGAGAAGCUCACAUCUGCAUCACACACACACAUACACCCACACACACACACACACACACACACACACUCACACACCCACACACGCCGUCAACACCUCGUUUCGAUGGAAAGGAUUAUCUUUAUCAUUUUGUCCAGAAGCAGAAGAAACAAAAAGUGAAAGCUCUCUUUUCCACUUUGUUACUUUUAUCUCGAUCCUCGUCAGAAGGCUGUGAUAUCUAUUGAUUGAUUGAUUUGUUGGUUUGUCGCCUGAGAGCGGGAUCGUCGGAGGAACAGAGAAAAUGUUCAUUAACAGGGAUCGCUGGAGGGUCUACAAGAGGGUGAGCCUGGUGUUUUUCCUGGCUGCGGUGGCGCUGACGGUCGUCCAGCGGGGGAGCAUCAACAUCGGGGCACCCUUCGAACUCCAGAGGCAGGCUCGCAUGGAGGGAGUGGAGCCCGACGCUGCAGCGGAGGAGAAGAUGGACUCGUCCCCGGGGAGGAAACACUUCUGGAAAGCUAUGAAACGCCCCCCACAGCCCAAGGCCCGCAGGACCACACGGAACCAACCGACAAUCACUGCAUCCUGGGAUAUAACCAGCUCCAACUGCAGCGUCAACCACAACCUCUCCAGCCAGGACUGGUUCAAGGGCCUGGAGGACAAUUUCAAGCAGUUCAUGCUUUAUCGCCACUGCCGUUACUUUCCAAUGGUCCACAACCACCCAGAGAAGUGUGGAGGGGACAUUUAUCUGCUCAUGGUAAUUAAAUCCAUGGCCACCCAGCACGACCGCAGGGAGGUCAUCCGAAAAACCUGGGGCAAACAGCAGGUGGUGGACGGCAAGAGGAUAAAGACCCUCUUCCUUCUCGGUAAACCCUCCAACGAGGCAGAGCGGGCGAACCAUCAGAAGCUGGUGGAGUACGAGAACCAAAUCUACGGGGACAUCCUCCAGUGGGAUUUCCUGGAUAGCUUCUUCAACCUCACACUGAAGGAGACUCACUUCCUCAAGUGGUUCCACACUUACUGUCCCGGUGUGCGCUACGUCUUCAAAGGGGACGACGACGUGUUCGUCAGCCUGGACAACAUCAUCGAGUACCUGGAGGGCAGCGACCAUGACAGGGACCUGUUUGUGGGGCACGUGAUUGUAAAUGCGAGGCCCAUACGUAAUAAAGAUAGCAAAUACUACAUACCCCUGGCUCUGUAUAAUAAGACACUAUACCCUCCGUAUGCAGGCGGGGGAGGUUUUCUGAUGGAUGGGAGCCUGGCGAGGAGGCUUUACCCGGUCGCCGAAACCCUGGAGCUGUACCCCAUCGACGAUGUCUUCUUGGGCAUGUGUCUGGAGGUGCUUCGGGUCACUCCCGUAAAACACAGUGCCUUUAAGACGUUCGGGCUGGUGAGAAAUAAGAGCAGUAAGAUGAACCGAGAACCCUGUUUCUUUAAGAGCAUGAUUGUGGUGCACAAGCUGCUCCCAGCAGACCUCAUGCACAUGUGGAAGCUGGUGAACGGGGACCUGGUCUGCUCACAGAAGGUGAAGAUCCUAUAGCUGAACGAGAACACCAGGUGAGGACAGCACAGGCAAUGCUGAGCUACCCCUGGGUGGAAACUAAAGGGAAGUGCGGUGGAGUGCUGGAGGGAAACUUCCCAGUAAACUCUCCUUUGUGUGGAGAGGGACCAGUAAAAUAUUAGAUUUUACCUUUUCCGGACAGUAAUGUCCUUUUAAAAAAGUCAGGUAAAUUAUAGAUUUUUUUUUUUUUUAAAAGACUGACCUAGAAUUGUGUAUUUAUAUUGGCAUUUAAAAAAAACACUCACUGUCUGUUUGGACUUUCAUCUUUGGUUUCUUUUUUUUUAUUGAAAUAACCAUUAUAGCAUUAUCUGCAAAUACAUUACACGUUCUUCCUGAACAUUUUUAAUCAGUUUUCAUUUGGCAGAUCGCUCAAUUGUUUGGUAUGUGACUGUCUUGACCUGGACUUCUUCUACUCCUAAAGGCUUCUACUGGAAAUGUGUAAACCUGUUACAUGUGUGCUGUCUGUGCAUUUGAAUGUGCUGAUAUACUUGACAUGGAGUCUUUAGGGGUUUUGCAAUGACACUGUGAACUAAAACUACUGCUGGUACGAGCAUAUGCCAUGUUAAUUUAAUCGCCCCCCCCCCCCCCCCCCCCCC